This is a messenger RNA of Poecile atricapillus (Black-capped chickadee), 2312 nucleotides long. It is a transcript of the gene PIGL, whose product is annotated as phosphatidylinositol glycan anchor biosynthesis class L. The record is from RefSeq and is a predicted model, not a curated record. Bases 892 to 1797 code for a protein of 301 amino acids. Gene Ontology annotation, cellular component: endoplasmic reticulum. Gene Ontology annotation, molecular function: N-acetylglucosaminylphosphatidylinositol deacetylase activity. Lineage: Eukaryota; Metazoa; Chordata; Aves; Passeriformes; Paridae. Gene Ontology annotation, biological process: GPI anchor biosynthetic process. The transcript has 9 exons.
GUGGGGGGUUCCCGGGGCUCUGCGCGGGCUGGGAGCGCCAGGGAGCCCCAGCAGCCCGCUGGCCUCCGCUGGAACGGUGUAAAGUGAUAAUAACCCUCAAAAGGCCCGGGCCGCGGCCGUGCCAAUGAACGCGGCUUCAGGAGCCCCUCACGGGAGCAUCGCCCGGAGCCCGUUCGGUCCCGCAGGGCUCUUCCCGCCCCGCCCGCGGUGCUUCCCGCGCUGUCCCUGAGAUCGGGCCCCUGCCCCGGCGACGAAUGACUUCCGAAAAUCUUUCUGCAGUGGUUGGCUUCACUUCUAAACCAUAUCCAAAAGUUUCCCCCAUUUGCAGCCACACUCAGGAUAGUCGGCAGAACGUGUCUGAAGAUAAACUCCUCCUGCCCUCCUUUUGAGCUUUCCCUUAACCCACAUCACAGCAACACAGCAAGGAUAAAAGGUACCACACUCUGAAAAGCUCGACUUUUUUCACUAUUAAUCGCUACUGAGGUACCGGCAGAGUCAGGAAAAUACGGCUUUCGCCCAGGGGCACAGCCGGUGUUCAGUGCACACCCUCGGGCCCGGCUCUCGGCUGAGUGUCCCAGGCCUGGCCAGGGCAGGGUCCUGCUCCUCACGGGCGGCCCUGGGGCAGCAAUAGCUGGAGACAUUUCCCGCGAAGCCCUGGAGCGGCAGAAGCAGGACUCGUUUCCCGGGAGCCCCAGAGUGGCACGGCCUGGCCCCGUCUCUCCGGGAGAGGCACAGGCCGGGCCCCGUUUCCGCGGCAGCGGCCAAGCGGCCCCGCCCCGAGGCGGGGACGAGAGUGCCCUGAGGGAGCGGGGGGUGGGACCCUUUUGUUCGGCGGAACCUUCGUGCCGCGGCUGGCGUUUCCUGGCGGUGCGGCGGCGCGGGGCGGUCGCCAUGGCAGCGGGCCCGUGGUGCCUGGGGACGCCGGUGGCGCCCGCGCUGCUGCCGCUGCUGCUGCUGCUGCUGCUGCUGCUGCUCGGGGGCGCGCGCCGCCUGCGCCGGGGCCGCGCGGGGUCCCGCGGGUGCGCGCGGGGCGGGCGCGCGCUGCUGGUGACGGCGCACCCCGAUGACGAGGUCAUGUUCUUCGCCCCCGCCCUGCUCGGCUUGCGCAGCGCCGGGGCCGCCCCCGCCGUGCUCUGCUGCUCCGCAGGAAAUUAUUACAAUCAAGGAGAGAUUCGUAAGAAAGAGCUGGAACAGAGUUGUUGUGUCCUGGGGAUUCCUGCUUCUGAUGUCACAGUCAUUGAUCACAGGGAUCUUCCGGAUGAUCCUGCUGUGGAGUGGGACACACAGCUCCUCGCCACCCUUGUCCUGAAGCACAUAGAAGCCAAGAACAUCAACCUGGGAUUGACCGAAAAUGCUUCUUCAUACGUGAAUGAAACCAAUUUUGGUCCCACCAGCAAAGAGCAACCUGGUCCCUGCUGGCAGCCACUGGGCAACGUGGAAAGUCUAACUGUGGUCUUGUCCUGGGUGGUGACGUUUGAUGCAGGAGGAGUGAGUGGCCAUGCCAACCACAUCUCUCUUUACACUGCUGUCAGGUACCUGCAUUCAGAGGGGAAGUUACCUGAAGGGUGCCGUGUGCUCGUGCUGGAAUCAGUAAAUCUCUUCAGGAAAUACAUUUCCUUCCUGGAUGUCCUCAUUUCCUGCCUUCUGCCCAGGGAUGCACUCUUCAUCCUCACAGAGGAGGAGACUGAACAAGCCAAGAGAGCCAUGCGGUACCAUCGCAGCCAACUCCUCUGGUUCCGCCAGCUCUACCUGCUCUUCUCUCGUUACCUGGUGGUCAAUUCACUGCGCCUGCUCUGACAGGACAUCACUCACAGGAGUAAAAGAAUGAGCAAAAAACCGACUGUGCCAGGCCCAGGACUCAAGAAAGCUUCUGUGUUAGGUGCUCAACAGGAUGGGAUGCUCUUUGUGUGACAUUCUCCACACUACAAAACCAGGCUGGGUGUACCUCCUUCUGAGUAUCUUGUUGCCUGAUACACUGAGAAUGGGAUUAACAGCUACUCUAUUUCCUCACUAUAAGAGCUUAAAUAAAAUGAGAAAUUUGGAUUAACUUUAAUUGGGAGUCAAACCCUGGAGGAUUCUGCACUGGAGAAGAUACCGCACAAACGGUUUUUCCAAGAACACAGAGCUGCAAGGACUGCUUGGCAACUCUCCCUUGGUGCUUUUGUAAAAUCAGGUAUCAGGAGUAACUUUUCAAAGAUCAAGUUAUCUCCACAGAUAUCACAACCACACCACAUUUGUUAUUCAGUAAGAACUUUAAAAAGCCAAAGCUUUUGAAUAAAACAUCAGAAAUCGUGCAAUUUUUGCUAAUUGCA